This is a messenger RNA of Cuscuta europaea, 1719 nucleotides long. Lineage: Eukaryota; Viridiplantae; Streptophyta; Magnoliopsida; Solanales; Convolvulaceae. The record is from the annotation of a GenBank genome assembly.
GGCAGCUAUCAUCAAGUUGCCUGUUGGAGUAGGAGGUUCUAUUUGUGUUCCAUUCGUACCUAAUCCCCACCGUAUAAAAUCCAGCCUUGAACAUCAUCUGUGGUCGACCAUGCAGCCCAAUCAAACAAAACUGAAUCUUGGCUGAUACUUGCUGUAUUAUUCAGGUACAGCGGAAUCCAUCGAUCGACCAUCGAUUUCGGCCCGUUUCUCUUCCACCGAUUCUUACUACGCUGUGCUGACUGUUCUAAAUCUCUGCCGCUUCUCUGGGUCACCGCCGAAAACAAUGGAGAGGGAAAACAAGAAAAAUCUGCCGGAGAUUGAUACCCAGAACAACAUUACAAUCAAAGGAAUCAUCGGAAUGCUAAUGGCGAAUGUCGAAGCUAAUAAGGAUGGCAAAAAGGUGAUACCUUUGGGGAUGGGUGACCCCACGGUUUAUUCAUGCUUUCACUCGCCUUCUCUGGCUCAACAAGCUGUUUCUGAGACCCUGUUUUCCGGCAAGUUCAAUGGCUACUCACCCACCGUCGGCCUCCCUCAAGCCCGAGAGGCAAUUGCAGAGUAUUUGUCCGGCGACCUGCCGGAAAAGGUGUCGGCGGACGAUGUAUUUGUAACCGCCGGCUGCACUCAGGCCAUUGAAACCGCGCUGUCGAUUCUUGCGUUCCCUGGCGCCAAUAUCUUGCUUCCAAGACCAGGGUUCCCGAUUUAUGCUCUCUGUGCUGCUUUUAGACACCUUGAAGUCAGAUACUUCGAUCUUAUCCCGGAGAAAGGGUGGGAGGUGGAUCUGGAUGCAGUUGAGUCUCUGGCGGAUAAGAACACAAUUGCAAUGACGAUUAUUAACCCAGGCAAUCCAUGUGGAAAUGUCUAUACUUAUCAACAUCUAAAACAGAUUGCAGAAACGGCAAAGAAGCUGAAACUCAUUGUGAUUGCGGACGAAGUGUACGGGCACCUUGCAUUUGGGGCUACCCCUUUUGUCCCAAUGGGAGUUUUUGGGUCCAUUGCUCCUGUGCUUACUCUUGGGUCUUUGUCAAAGAGAUGGCUAGUGCCCGGAUGGCGCCUUGGUUGGCUAGUCAUAAAUGAUCCUAAUGCCAUUAUUAAAACACCCAAGUUUCUUGGCCGCAUUAAAAAGUACUGCGACAUUUGUGGUGGUCCUGCCACAUUUAUACAGGCGGCUGUUCCUCUUAUAAUUCAGCAAACUGAAGAGGAUUUCUUUAAGAAGACAGUUGCAAUGUUAAAGCUGACUUCGGACAUGUGUUUCGAUAAGAUUCAGGAGAUUCCUUGUCUUACAUGCUCACAUAAACCACAAGGAUCAAUGGCUUUAAUGGUAAAGCUGAAUUUGUCCUUGCUAAGAGACAUAAGUGAUGAUAUUGACUUCUGCUUCAAACUGGCCAAAGAAGAAUCUGUUAUUAUUCUUCCAGGUUUGGCUGUGGGUCUCAAGAACUGGGUUCGAAUUACUUUUGCUGCAGAACCAACUUUUCUUAAGGAAGCACUGGAAAGGAUAAAGUCUUUUGCUCGGAGGCAUUCAUAUGGGAACUAGCUGUUAGUGCACAGAGGAAGCCUGCCUUCUAUACAAUUUAAUAAUUGUACUUUGAUGCACAUCCGAGUAGUGUUAGUGCUCCAAAACUUUGUACUCUAUUUCUGUUAAUAGUACCCGAUAAUAAAUAUGAAUAAGAAUAAGAUCAUAAUUUGUUGUAUAAAUAUUAAUCGUUAUAAGAAGUCUCACAC